AUGGCACUCUGUUUCAUGGCUACUUCUCACCUGCAGCAACCGAUUGCAUCUGCUUCUCCUACUCCUCAAGACAAAGGAAGAGCAUGUAGAUACGUGGGUCAAGCAGUGAGAGCUCUGCCCAUACGUGUGAUAACAGUUGGGAAAAAGAGAUCACAAGGUGUUCGACUCUUGGUCGAUGAAUACAAAACCAAACUCAAACCUUAUUGCUCCUUUGAAGAUUCGCUGGUUCGCUCCAAUCCUCGGAAUUCUCAGGAUGUUAGAGCUCAAGUUGAGGAUGAAGAGGUGGCUAUGAUGAAACUUAUUGCUUCUGAUGAUUGGGUUGUGGUGCUUGACGAGAGAGGCCGUGACGUUGAUUCAGAGCAGAUGGCUGAUUUACUAGGUGAUGCAGGAAAUAGUGGAGCUUCGAGGAUAUCGUUUUGUAUAGGUGGAGCUUAUGGACAUGGAAGACAAGUAAAAAAGCGAGCUAAUGUGACCAUCAGACUUUCCUCCAUGGUUCUUAAUCAUCAGAUAGCUCUCUUGGUAUUGAUGGAACAGCUUUACAGGUCAUGGACUAUACUCAAGGGACAAAAUUACCAUCACUGA
Molecule: messenger RNA, 582 nt
Organism: Microthlaspi erraticum
Lineage: Eukaryota; Viridiplantae; Streptophyta; Magnoliopsida; Brassicales; Brassicaceae
Source: the annotation of a GenBank genome assembly